AAGGUAAUGUGAUGAUAUUUGGUUUCUUUUUCUCUACAGCGAAAAUAGAAAUGCAUUAGGAGACAGAGAGAGCGCUGAGCGCAUAUUAUUCAGAAUUCUAAUAAUGGUGUUAAUAUGUGAUGCAUCUCACUACUAAUUAGUGCUUGACUUGUUUUACAUAGGACUGGAAUUUGGAGGAUAUAUAGCCCAGUCCAUUUCUGCUGUUUGAUAUCUGAGGGUAACAACUACUUGGCAUUUUUGGAGUCUAAUACAAAACGUUUUGAAAUAUUCUGGCUAAGCCUCCACUUUAUAAUUCUGUGCGUUGUUUCUGAAAGGCUCUUGUGCUGUUGGGGUGUGAAUAGAUUUGUGCAUUUGUCAAUACAAUAAGAAUGUUAAGUCUAUCAGGCAGGAUUUCAACUAUGUACAGAUAAAUAGAAUGCAUGCCUACAAUAGCAACGCUCUGAUGUAGCUCCAAAGCCCGUCUCUGUAUAUAAUAAACCUGUUAGAUGCUGCAAUAUAGCAAACACGAGCAGGAGGGGGAAUAAAGCAUGGAUCAGCUGUUGUAUAAAGACUAUGUUGCUGGCAGACAAAAAUACCUUUUAUUGGUGAGAAAAUGUCAUGGGGAGAAUAUUACAGCCCCUGGAGCAAAGGCUGUCAGAUGAAUAAAGGAGAUAUGGUAGCCAGCACUUAGGAGGCUGAGUAAUAUUAGGUAUUAAAUUGCUAGCAGAUACUAUCUGGCCAUGUACCAGUUAAAUAACCCAAAAUAAUAAAUGCAGUGACAGAGCCUGUGAUUAUUUCGAGACACAAUGACAGGCGAGUAUAAUAAGAGUUGUGCAAAUAACAGUUUGUGGCUAUGUGUAAUGUGAACGGUAAAAAUACAGACACUUGUUUAAUAUCCAUGUAAUUGUGCAUCUUCAUUUUAUCUGAGCAAUGUACGUGUUUCGUUAUGUUACACCGCUUGUGUUUUCUAUGAAAAGUCACUUGGGUGCCCAAUGAUCUCUUCCCACUGCACAAGGAGUGGAACUGCUGAUUGCCACUGCCACAAAUGGACUUUCUCCUCGUACAUUUCAAUAUGUACCGACAGCAAUGCUUUUUCAUAUUGCAACUGAUUAUUUCCCAGCAUAGCUAUUUAUUACAAGCAGUAGAAAGGGCCGGUGUGUUGGCAGAGAGAAUGUACAAUAGUGAAUGUAUUAUAGAAAUUGUUUUUACAUGGAACAAAGACAAUGAGGGUCAUGUGUGAUUUGGAAAUUGCAUCUGUCAACAGUCACGUUUACAAAGAAAUUAUAUGUUGUUUAAUAACAGCUGGCCCGUGACACAAGCACUUUUCGAAAUGUAAGGGCAUUUGCCUCCACAGUUAGCAGGAAUUUAUUGACAAGAGCAAAUGCGGACAGUAGGGACAUUCCAAGUUGUUUUAGUGCACAAUUCUCAUGGAAACCUUGCCCAGCUCUCCUUCCACCCAGAAAAAAUGGGGAGCCGCAGCUUUUUUUACAGUUGAAAUCCAACUCUGCAGUUUUGUUUAAUGAACGACACGUUUAUGAACAAUCGAAUGAUCCUCGUAAAUGUUUUAUUGAAGAACAUAAAAACAUCCAGCCCUCAGCAGACGAAUACAGACAUUCAUUGAGAGAUGGGAGUAGCUUAGCACUUUAAUUCUGUGUAAAUGUCUCUCCUUGUUUUCUGUUGCCCCCUUUUAAACUUGAGUGGCUCGCUGCUCACUACCUGCUGGCUAGCUAAAGGACAGAAAAGGCUAAGGCAAAGGCAGGCAGCACAGAGAAGAAGGGAAUGAAAAAAAAAAUCUAUUUUUCUUUUAAUUUUAAGGGACUGUGAGUGUCAUAAAUAGCAAUAUGCUGCUCCUGUCUUAGUUAUUAUAAAAACGAAAUCUAGGAAUCAUAAUAUACUUGUAAUGAAAAGCUAUGUCUCCCUCUGCACUAUAUAUAUCCAUGCUUGGAAACUAGUGGCAGCAAUAGAAGAAGAGACAGAGAUGGAUUGCGUCAAGAAAUAGUCCCCUUCUCACAUUCUUACUUCCCUUUCAUUCACGUUCUUUCCCAUGAUUUCCCCACCUUCUCCUUAAAAGUAAGAAAGUCAUGGGUGCACAGUCAGACCCUAAAGGGACCCUGAUUUGGUGUGCGCCUCAUUUAAUCAGUUUUUUUUAUUAAAACCAGACCGCUCAGCUUUCCUUAAGGAGAAAGAGGGGAAAGGACCUGCGCAUUGAUCUACAGUGUAUUUUUUUUUUUUGGGUAAAUACAAUCACGUGGGACGCGAGAGCCAAUGACAAGCGUGAAAGGCUGAAAAAAUAAUUACCUGCCCUGAUUGUUCUAUGAGCAGAUAAAAAGUACACAUACAGUUCAUACAAUAAUCUUAUGAAUGUAAAAGAAGGGGGAACAAUGUCUGCGUCUGGUCCCAUCAGCAACUAUUAUGUGGACUCUCUGAUCAGCCAUGAGAGUGAAGACCUCUUGGCUUCCAGGUUCCCCAGCACUGGAGCUCACCCAGCUACUGCCAGACCUUCAGGAUUAGUCCCGGACUGUGGAGAUUUUCCUUCCUGCAGUUUUGCCCCGAAACCUGCAGUUUUUACCACCUCCUGGGGUCCUGUGCACUCCCAGUCUUCAGUGGUCUACCACCCAUACAGCCACCACCAGGCGCACUUGGGAACAGACGCAAGAUAUAUGCGCACUUGGCUGGAGCCCAUCUCAGGGACCGUCUCUUUUCCAGGCUUUGCAGCCAGCAGCAGGCACUACGGGCUCAAGCCUGACGCAUUUCCCACCAGGAGAGAGUGUGGCCCCAGUGAUGGGCGCAGCUACCCGGAUUAUAUAUACGGAUCCCCCGGAGACCUCAGAGACAGGCCACCUCUGCACACCAUUCCCUCCCCGGAGGCUGAGGCCAUCCUUUCCAGCAAACACAAAGAGGACAAGUCGGAAUUGGACCCGAAUAACCCUGUAGCGAAUUGGAUCCAUGCUCGCUCUACGAGAAAGAAACGUUGCCCAUAUACAAAGUAUCAGACUUUGGAACUCGAAAAGGAGUUUUUAUUUAACAUGUAUCUAACCAGGGACCGGCGCUAUGAAGUAGCCCGGGUGCUAAAUCUCACUGAGCGCCAAGUUAAAAUCUGGUUUCAGAACAGAAGGAUGAAAAUGAAGAAGAUGAACAAGGAGAAACCCGACAAGGAGCAGCCCUAGAGACUAACACAAAUACUAAUAUGUAUAACCUCAAUAUGACAAAUAUGUGAAGAAAACAUUUUUUUUUUUUUGGGCUCAAUACAUAGCUAAAAAAAAGAGACAAAAUAAAAAAAAAACUUUUCUGACUAUGAAUGUGGAGAUCAGUGUUUAGAAUAGAUAAACACAGGCGCAUUUUUUUUUUGGAAGCACAGGCUUUUAUAAAAUGCAAUUAAAAUGUUUCCUUCCCUGUCUUUAAAACCAAGAAAGUACUUGAAUAUUUUUUUUUUUUUUUAGAAUUUUAUUUUGUAACUUAUACUUAUCCAGUGUUAAUUUUUAUUUCAAGAGUUUUGUCAGUGCAUAUUUUGUAUAAAACAAAUCCAAUAUGUUUUGUUAUUAGUCUCUGGAAGUGGAUUGUACAUAUUUGUGUAUUUUAUUCUUGUCGCCAGAAAUCUUCUGUAUUGUUAUGUUAUGCUUGUAGAACAGCUCUCUGUAAAUAUAGACAAGAACACUA
Xenopus laevis (African clawed frog) is the source of this 3636-nucleotide messenger RNA. It is a transcript of the gene hoxc9.L, whose product is annotated as homeobox C9 L homeolog. The record is from RefSeq and is a predicted model, not a curated record. The transcript is spliced from 2 exons. Lineage: Eukaryota; Metazoa; Chordata; Amphibia; Anura; Pipidae. Gene Ontology annotation, molecular function: DNA-binding transcription factor activity; DNA binding; RNA polymerase II cis-regulatory region sequence-specific DNA binding. Gene Ontology annotation, cellular component: nucleus. Gene Ontology annotation, biological process: anterior/posterior pattern specification; DNA-templated transcription; embryonic skeletal system morphogenesis. The coding region runs from base 2337 to 3146 and encodes 269 amino acids.